AGCGGAUGGAAAUCAGUUGGAAUUCCGCGGUACAAUUCAACAUGGCCGAAGUUUAACAAGUCCCUUUUUAGAAUAUUGAACAAUAGUUAACUACUAAAAUGCGUUGGAGUUAAUGAGUUUGCUGCCUCAACUCCGUUAAUCCUUUUCCGGGUUGCUCACAACUUUAUGAGAAAGGCUAAUUUUUGCAGCAUGCGCAAAAAAGUUAUCAACAAAGAAAGUUGUGUCCUUGUUCAAAAACAUGGCCAUUGUAAAGAUUAAAUUUUGAAAUCGUGGAAAGUUAUAAGAAUGGAGGAUAAAACUUUGGGACCCAAGAGAAACGAUGCAAAAAAGCGUUUUUCUAAGGAAAUCUUAACUCGUACUCUUCAGGAAGGUGAUAAAAGCAUGUCAAGGUCUAGGCAUAGCAGGCAACGACUAAAAGCAUCAAUGGGAUGGCAAAGAUGGCCAAAAAAAUCCAAGUAUAGAAAGUUAAAGAAAUUGAAAGAUUUCACCUCUCGCAGCAGUCAUGAUUGUGAAUCUGAGAAUGACCUCGAAAUUUUGGAUGCCUUCCCGAAGGAAUCACACGUAUUGUUUAAUGGCUUAGUUCUGUGGCUGGAAAUGGCCGAGAGGCGUUUAGACUUGAUGGAAACUAACAUAGAUGAUGUGGACCUUACGGAAGAUAAUGAAGACACUCGAGUUAGAAAGAGGAAUUUUCAAGUUUUCAAAGAGGAAACACGACUUCAAGAGUUGAAAGUCACAAUCAUCAAAAAAACUUGCGACACUGCGAUCGGCUUACCUGGUAAGGAUUACCGCAUCGCCAUUCGUAAGUGGGAGGUUAUAAAACAAAGAGUGACGAUACAAGAGAAAAAAUUGACUUUGAUGAGUCAAGAUGGAGAUUUGUCCAAGAUCUUCUGUUACCUCAACCGAGCCGAGGCGCUGUUGGAAACUUGUCGUAAUAUGUCGGUAAACGACGGAAUCGUUUGAUGAAAUACGGAGUACAAAAUCUUAAGGAGUUCUUCAGCAGUCUCGAAGAAAAAGGUCGGAUUAUAGAAGAUCUAUGCAAACAGGAAAACAAUGGGGGUAUUGAUGUUGAUCAGGGUACACCAUGGGAUCUCAGAGAAAGAUUUGAAGCCAUCAAAGAAGACUACCAAAAUGUUGAAGACAGACUCAGCAUCGAGUUUUACAAAACCAAGAUACAUCGAUGCCUCGAGUUGUGCAAGGAACAUUUACUAAAUGAACAUAUCAAAUUUUCUUCAAAAUCCUCGGCCGAGGAUGCCUUUAACGAUCAUCUGGAUUUUUUUCACGAGCGAAGGUACAUUCGUAAAUUGAGCAGUUAUUGUCAGAAACUGAAAUGUGCUGUUGAAAAAUCUCGUGUCCGCAUGAGCGACGAGGAAAGAAAGGAUGCGAACUCGCUCCUGAAGGAGAUUUCGUCACAUUUCGAGGAAGUAUUGAGACGUAUGAAAAUAGAUGGCGAUGUGUUGGAGAAGGUUUGUCGAUAUUGGGAAGAGUUUGAUAGAGUAAUGGAAAGUACGUUGCCAUGGCUUGUAAAGGCAGAAACACUUCUUAAAGAUGGGGAAAAAGAAAGUGCGAGCGAUAUUUCGCGGACUUCGAAGACGCUCAGCAAGAUGUUGCGAUAGCCAAUGAUGCCACCAAGCAACUCAUACGUCAUACAUGUAGAACAGCAAGCACACAGUUAGAGCAACAAUUUGCAAUGUUAGAUCGACGGUUACGUAGAGUUAGUCGGCGUUAUACGCGUCUCGUCAAGAGCAAACACAGGGAUCCCAGGCUGGAGGACUACGAAUGUUGCGUGGAUGAUAUGACGGACUGGUUAGACCAAUCAGAAUGCAGCGUGAAAGAGGAAUUUUUUUAGUGAUCUUGGUGGAGUGCGAAAUGAAGUCUUGAGA
Molecule: messenger RNA, 1880 nt
Organism: Xenia sp. Carnegie-2017
Lineage: Eukaryota; Metazoa; Cnidaria; Anthozoa; Malacalcyonacea; Xeniidae
Exons: 8
Coding region: 286-960 (224 amino acids)
Source: RefSeq, a predicted model, not a curated record